AUGUUUCUCCGCUGCAGCAGACCCCCAUUCCGAGCAAAACCACCCUUGCACCUGCCCCUCGCGCGCCCGCGCCCGUACGCGACGACCAGCGCCCCCGUGGGCCCGAGCACCACCUCUGUGUCCAUCGAUGUCCCUGGAACGCCUCGCCGCGCUGCAAAGAGGGAGGGCACAAUCAUGGACGUGUUUGGCACGCUCUCGGGCGAGGCGGUCGUCCUACCUAUGCGGUUCGCCGCGCUAAAGCGCGAGAUCUGUGCAAACCCGGAGAAGAUGGUGUACAGCUGGCAAGGCGUUUUGAAGGAGCUCGAGAGCACUGCGGAGGAGAUUGCGGCGAGAGGUGCAGAUGUCAUUCCGCAGGUACUGUAUGGAGAUGUCGUGCGGGGACUUUCAACAGAGCAAAUAAAAAAUGUCACGAAGGCGGGUGUGAUCAUUGUCAAAGGCGGUGUCCCUGAGCAAGCAACUCUGUCAUGGAAGCAGUCCAUCAGAGAAUACGCGAGAGUAAACGCAGACGGAGUCAAAGGAGGUCCUCCGGGCAACAUCGUCUUCUACGAGCUGUACAAUUCUCGCCCGCAGAUAUACGCCCGUACGCAUCCUGCGGUGAUCGCGACGCAGCGCGCGCUGCUCGCGCUCUGGCACACCUCGUCCCCGUCCACAGCGGUCAGCCUUCACACGCCAGUCGCGUACUUCGACCGCCUGCGCAUCCGCCCGCCGGGCCCGAGCGUGUUCACGUUGGGCCCGCACAUCGACGGCGGCGGCGUCGAGCGCUGGGAAGACCCCGGCUUUCGCGCGUGCUUCGGCACUAUCUUGAAUUCGGAUGCCGGUGCGGACUGGCGGGCACACAACCCGUUCGACGUGACGCCCCGCCUGCAUGCGAAGCAGGAUCUGUACAACGCCCCCAACCAGUGCUCGGUAUUCCGCCCGUGGCAGGGCUGGACCUCCCUGUCCCACACGGGGCCGGGCGAGGGCACGCUGCGCGUCCUGCCGAUGCUCAGCCUUGCCACUGCGUACAUCAUGCUCCGCCCCUUCUUCCGUCUGCGCUCCAGCGCCACGGCGUCGUCUCUGAAGACAGCGGAUUGGGAGCUCGACCUCGAUGGGACGGCAUUCCCGGGCAGCUCGCCUGGAAAGACCCAGGAACUGAACGCCGAAACGCACCCGCAUCUGCGACUGGACCGAACCAUGGUUUCGAUGCCCCGCAUCGCGCCUGGUGACCAAGUUUACUGGCACUGCGAUCUGGUGCAUUCCGUGGAAACCGACCACAACGGACUGGGUGACUCUUCGGUACUCUACAUCCCGGCGGUGCCGCUCACCGAGCACAAUGCAACGUAUUUGCGCGAGCAGCGCUUGGCCUUCAAGGGCGGUCUCCCCCCUCCUGACUUUCCAGGCGGAGACGGUGAAUCGCGGUUCUUUGGCUGUGCUACGACCGAGGACGUGGAGGGUGUGGAGGGCCGUCGUUUGCUGGGUCUUGAGCCGUUCGAAGUCCCAAGUGGUGCCACCGCUGCGGAGGUGAAGCUGAUCCACGCAGCGAAUUCCAUUCUGGCCUGA
Molecule: messenger RNA, 1539 nt
Organism: Sparassis crispa
Lineage: Eukaryota; Fungi; Basidiomycota; Agaricomycetes; Polyporales; Sparassidaceae
Exons: 8
Coding region: 1-1539 (512 amino acids)
Source: RefSeq, a predicted model, not a curated record